This is a messenger RNA of Cajanus cajan (pigeon pea), 1881 nucleotides long. The record is from RefSeq and is a predicted model, not a curated record. Lineage: Eukaryota; Viridiplantae; Streptophyta; Magnoliopsida; Fabales; Fabaceae.
AUGGACAAGGUGUUUAACGGUCAGAUCGGCAGUAACAUCGAGAUAUAUGUGGACGAUAUGGUGGUGAAGUCCAAUUCUCUGGCCGAACACUUAACCGACCUGACCGAAAUCUUCGGCGAACUCCGGAAGCACAACAUGAGACUCAACCCCGAGAAGUGUACCUUCGGGGUCAAGGGAGGCAAAUUCCUAGGUUUUAUGCUGUCGAUGAGAGGCAUAGAAGUGAACCGAGACAAAUGUCAGGCCGUGUUGAGCUUGCGAAGCCCGAGCAACCAAAAGGAAUUGCAACGCCUCUCUGGAAGAUUGGUCGCCUUAUCCCGAUUCCUCCCACAGUUAGGCGACAAAAUUAGCCCGAUGACAAAACUCCUGCGGAAAGCGUCGAUCUUUUCGUGGGACGAACACUGCGAAGCAGCCUUCGCAGCUUUGAAGACGACCUUGGCGACACCUCCGACCCUUACGAAGCCUGAUCCUCUGUGCCCGAUACUUGUAUAUUUGGCCAUGUCCGAGGAGGCUAUCAGCUCGGUUCUGGUGCAAGAAAAAGAAGGCAACCAAGCUCCUGUAUAUUUUGUCAGCCGACUACUACAAGAUUCAGAAACCCGGUACCAGUUGAUAGAAAAAGUGGCACUCGGUCUAGUACACACGUCCCGACGCCUACGCCAUUACUUCCAAAGCCACCGAAUUGUUGUACACACCGACUGUCCCGUCGCUAAGGUGUUAAGCAAACCAGAACUCGCCGGAAGAAUGAUGGCCUGGUCAAUGGAACUCUCGCAAUUCGACAUCACCUUCAAACCGAGGGGACCGAUCAAGGCUCAGUGUUUGGCCGACUUCAUAAAUGAACUUCACCCACAGGGCCAAUUCGAGGAACAAUGGUGGACCCUCCAUGUGGACGGAUCCUCAAACAGCCAGGGGAGCGGGGCAGGAAUCAUCUUAGAAGGACCGAGAGGGAUAACGUUGGAACAAUCCUUGCGCUUCCAAUUCAAAGCCUCGAACAACCAAGCUGAAUACGAAGCUUUAUUAGCAGGAUUAAGGCUGGCCGAGGAUAUGGGUGCAUCAAGAGUCAAGUGCCGGACCGAUUCCAAAGUGUGGUCGAGAGGUGUUGGUCGAGCACAUCCCGUGCGAAGACAACACUCGUGCCGACCAGUUGGCUCGGCUGGCCGCGACCAAAAACCGGGACAUCUGCAAACGAUCAUUCAACAAGAGAUCGACCGCCCUAGUGUCGAUGCAGAAGUGGUGGCAAAUGUCAAUUCCGACCGUGCCGACCAGGACGACUCCCAAGACUGGCGAUCCGAAAUCAGAGAGUUUAUCAUAAGCGGAGCCACGUCGACUAAUCUGUCCGAAGCCAAACGACUAAGAACCCAAGCCAGCAAAUACGUCGUUAUCGCCGGCCAGCUGUACAAACGCGGUUUCUCUACCCCGUUACUCAAGUGCCUAAACUCCGCCGAGGCUGAUUAUGUGACGAGAGAAGUGCACGAGGGUAUAUGCGGACUGCAUUCAGGAGCGAGGACGACCGUCUCCAAACUCCUACGAGUCGGGUAUUAUUGGCCGACCAUGAACACCGACUGCGCGGCGUUUGUAAAAAGGUGUCAGCCAUGUCAGAGACAUGGCAAUUUGAUUCAUCAACCAGCCGAGCAGCUACAUUGUAUUCCUCUAGCAUGGCCGUUCGCCAUAUGGGGGGCCGACAUACUCGGACCCUUCCCGAUUGCCAAGGGACAAUGCAAGUUCCUCCUCGUUGUCGUGGAUCUAUUCACUAAAUGGAUCGAGGCCGAGCCCUUGGCAUGCAUCUCAGCUCAUCAAGUUCAGAAAUUUCUAUGGAGAAACAUCAUUACCCGUUUCGGUGUCCCACACACCCUGGUGACCGACAACGGCCUUCAAUUCACCGACUGA